Molecule: messenger RNA, 378 nt
Organism: Calidris pugnax (ruff)
Lineage: Eukaryota; Metazoa; Chordata; Aves; Charadriiformes; Scolopacidae
Product: T-cell activation Rho GTPase-activating protein-like
Exons: 4
Biological process (GO): signal transduction
Molecular function (GO): GTPase activator activity
Source: RefSeq, a predicted model, not a curated record
AUGGGCAGGAACCCAAAGCCAGACUUCCUCCGCAGGAUCCCCUCCAAGCUCCUCCAGGCAGAGCUCUAUGAGGAGUGGAUCAGCGCCCUGCAGAAGGACAGCAGGCAGGAGAAGCUGGCAGCGCUCAAAGAGGUGGCCAGCAAGUUGCCCCAAAGCAACCUCCUGCUCCUCAAGCAGUUGCUGUCCUUGCUGAAAGCCAUCAGCAGCAACGUGGGCACCAGCAGGAUGAGUGCUGCCAACCUGGCCAUCUGUGUGGGGCCAAACCUGCUCAGCCCACCUGAGGAGCAGACCCUCCCCCUCGACGUCCUAGUGAAGGUGACGCAGAAGGUCACGCAGCUGGUCGAGUUCCUCAUUGAACACCACGAGGAACUCUUGGAG